Molecule: messenger RNA, 654 nt
Organism: Leptosia nina
Lineage: Eukaryota; Metazoa; Arthropoda; Insecta; Lepidoptera; Pieridae
Source: the annotation of a GenBank genome assembly
AUGGCAGAUAGAUAUCCGGGUUAUGGUUAUGGCUACCCUCCGGGCCCACCCGGCUCUGGAUUUCCUCCCAUGGGUUUUCCCCAAGGCCCAAAUGUCGGGUUCUAUCCGCCUUACCCCGGCAAUUUCUUUCCCCCACCGCCCGGUGGUGCAGGGUUUGAUGUCGCCGUUGUCGAUGACGGUCCUACAAUGCCCGGAGAAACAGUCGAAUUGCCUUACAGCACAUACCGUUGGGUACCAGCAUGUUUGAGCCAGAGAAGCUUGCCCAUGGGCGCACUCAGGGUCGGAGUGGACGUUGAUGGCGAUGCCAUUUACGCCGGAAGGGCCCACCACAACGGCGAUUUAUUGCCAGCCAAGGUCAUCCCCUCCAAGAACGUCUGCUACGUCUGUUACUGUGGUGAAGAAAUACUUGUUGAUCAAUUCGAGGUCCUAGUUCCCGCCAUGUUCUCGUGGCAAUUCGCGACUGGUGGGAAUGUCCCCCCUGGUGCGGUAGACGCUGGAGUCACAGCAGACGGUGAGAAACUCUACUAUGGCCGCGUCACACACGACGGUUGCACUACGCCAGGAAAGAUCCAAGGCAGCCAUGGUGUAUGCUACUAUCCGUUCGACGGUGAAGAGAGAAGCUCACCAGAAUACGAAGUCCUAGUUCUAUUGUAG